AAGACCGGCUCGAGCCGGUAGGCUAUAAAGAGCUGACAGAACAGUAAGGAAAUAAGGAAACGGUUGGUUUACUUUAACAGAAGACACAGAUGUGUUUUAGGCAUUCAAGAAAGAGAGGACAGAUACAGUAACAUAAUAAGAUAUGAUUCUUCUUGUGGAUCGGACAAGAGGACAUUUUUACAUCAUGCUUAAAAAUAUGUUGCUUUAGUCCAGAACAUCGAUUCGUCUGAUCGGAAGCGGAAGAGACAGAGCUGGUAGACUAAUGUUAUAGGGAGAACAUAGAAAUAACAUACCGAUAAACUAGCUGCUCAUUUUGCCAUUAAAACCUGUUCGUUAUAUUCGACAGUCGACUAUUCUGUGUCGAUCACUUUUCCGACUAGACUGAUCGUCGCUCUGUUGGUGCUCAGACCCAGCCAUGCGGGGGUUAAAGUCAGCGGUGCGGGGGUCCGGGGGAUGUGGGGGUCCGUGUGUGUACGAGGCGGUGCCAGACGGGGGCUGGGGCUGGGCGGUGGCCGUGGCCUUCUUCUUCGUUGAGGUGUUUACUUACGGGACCAUCAAGUCUCUGGGGGUGUUCCUCGAGGACCUCAUGACAGAGUUUGGGGAGAGCAACAGCAGAGUAUCCUGGGUCAUCGCAAUCUGCGUCUUCAUCGUCACAUUCACAGCCCCUCUGUCCACGGUGCUCAGUAACCGGUUUGGGUACCGUCCCAUAGUGAUUGGGGGUUUUCUGGUCAGUCUGGGUACCAUCAGCUCUGCUUUCGUCUCCUCUAUCAACGAGAUGUACGUCACCAUCGGCAUCGUCUCAGGUCUGGGGUACUGCCUGACCUUCCUGCCCACCAUCACCAUCCUGUCCCAGUACUUCAACAGGAGGAGGUCCCUGGUCACCGCCCUGGCCUCCUCAGGGGAGCCCUUCGCCAUGUUUGUCUUCGCACCAGCCUUCAUGGCCUUGAAGGAGAUCAUCGGCUGGCGCCACUGCCUCAUUGUCAUCGGUCUCAUGCAGGCCUCCGUGAUUGGCUGCGGCGCUCUGCUUCGACCAAUCAUCAUCAGACCUGACCAGGAAGUGUCAGGGGAGGUGUCCAAUAAGGAGAAGCUGUCCGUUGAGCUGCAGACGGUCUACGAGCUGGAGAAUGAGGACACCCAGACCAACGUUAGCUCGGGGGAGUCUGAGGACUCAGGGGAUUCUGGGGUCACCUCUCUGUCCACCUCCAGUGCUGACCUCCGGGCCGCCACAGCCGCACAGGACCCCUCAGAGACCCGGGCCCUCAUGGAGGACCAGGGGGAGAAGAACCAGGGGGGACAGGCAGCCCUUGGAACCCCACUGAAUCAGCUGGAGGCUGGGGAGAAAGAGCAGGGUGAGGUGGGUCCCCUUGUUCAACCCUCCAGACCUAAACUUCUAGACUUUUCUGUGUUGAAAGAUGGAGCGUUCAUCUGCUACUCUCUGUUCGGUCUCUUCGCCACGCUGGGGUUCUUCGCCCCGUCACUUUACAUCAUAGAGCUCAGUAAGAGCCGCGGCGUCCACCCAGAAAAGUCGGCCUACAUGCUCUCUGUAAUGGCGGUGUCCGAGGUCUGCGGGCGCCUCUCCAUCGGGGUCAUUUUAAACAAGGUGCGGCUGCGUAAGACCCAGGUGCUUCUGGGAUGUGUAGUUCUGCUGUGUCUGGUGCUGCUUGCCUUCACUCAGGUGACUGAGUUCUGGGGCCUGGCAGCCUGCUGCUGUCUCUAUGGCUUCCUGAUGGGCACCGUGGGUUCGACACACAUCCCCAUGCUGGCAGAGGACGACGUGGUGGGCAUAGACAGGAUGCCCUCGUCCGUGGGGGUCUAUGUGUGUAUCCAGAGCUUUGCUGGGUUGGCAGGCCCACCGCUGGGGGGCCUGUUGGUGGACAAGACCCAGAACUAUGGCUCAGCCUUCUACUCCUGUGCUGUGGGAAUGGGCCUGGGCGCCAUCUUCCUCGCCAUGGUGGGGCCUGCCAAGUCUGGCCUCUGCCACCGCGGGAAGACGAGAAAACAGGAGGAGGAGGAGGAUGAAGGAGAGGAGGAAGGAGGAGAGGAGAGAGGAGGAGACGAGGAGGAGAAGGUUUCUCAGGACAGUGGAUCAACAGAUUAUCUAGAUGUUGAUCUGGUUGAGGAGACCAGUCCGGCUAAAUGGUCCCCAAAACAGGAGACCAACGCGGUCUGAACGCGGUUGAAUAGCUAAGACAGAACCACAACCAGGCCUCCUUUGGAACUUCUGAACUCAAUGGGACGACCUGGUUAAAUAAAGGUUGAAUAUAAACACAUGACAGCGUUUUACCGACCGCUGCCUGACUGACCGACCAAGGAGGACCUUGACCACUCCAUACUCACAGGUGGUUAGAAUGGAGAACAAACACCCAACCAUCGAGCAAAUAAGAGAACACACACGCUGUCAAACAUGCUACUGAGAGACUGAGUGCUGGACUAACACCUCUGUGGUACAGAAUGUACACACACACACACGCACACACACACACACUGUCAACAUGCUACUGAGAGACUGAGUGCUGGACAAUCACCUCUGUGGUACAGAAUGCACACACACACACACACACACACACACACACACACACACACACACACACACACACACGCUACUGAGAGACUGAGUGCUGGACAAUCACCUCUGUGGUACAGAAUGUACACACACACACACACGGCUUUGACCUGUUCACCCUCUCAGAUGUCAUUCACAUACACUUGCAUUACAGCGAACAACUGUCUUAGGUGCAUUCCUAUUGACCAAGUCUCUCUCCUCAGAGUCAACCAAACUCCAUGCAUGGCUGAGACACAGGCUUUUAACAUGAUUACCGCUCUGUCAGUAGUUGAUAUAACCAUGAUAUGACCUUUCUGUUCAUAGUUAUAACCAUGAUAUGACCCCUCUGUUCAUAGUUAUAACCAUGAUCUGACCUUUCUGUUCAUAGUUAUAACCAUGAUAUGACCUUUCUGUUCAUAGUUAUAACCAUGAUAUGACCUCUCUGUUCAUAGUUAUAACCAUGAUCUGACCUCUCUGUUCAUAGUUAUAACCAUGACCUGACCUCUGUUCAUAGUUAUAACCAUGAUCUGACCUUUCUGUUCAUAGUUAUAACCAUGAUAUGACCUCUCUGUUCAUAGUUAUAACCAUGAUCUGACCUCUCUGUUCAUAGUUAUAACCAUGAUCUGACCUUUCUGUUCAUAGUUAUAACCAUGAUAUGACCUUUCUGUUCAUAGUUAUAACCAUGAUAUGACCUCUCGGUUCAUAGUUAUAACCAUGAUAUGACCCCUCUGUUCAUAGUUAUAACCAUGAUAUGACCUUUCUGUUCAUAGUUAUAACCAUGAUCUGACCCCUCUGUUCAUAGUUAUAACCAUGAUCUGACCUCUCUGUUCAUAGUUAUAACCGUGAUAUGACCCCUCUGUUCAUAGUUAUAACCGUGAUAUGACCCCUCUGUUCAUAGUUAUAACCAUGAUAUGACCUUUCUGUUCAUAGUUAUAACCAUGAUAUGACCUUUCUGUUCAUAGUUAUAACCAUGAUCUGACCUUUCUGUUCAUAGUUAUAACCAUGACCUGACCUCUGUUCAUAGUUAUAACCAUGAUCUGACCUCUCUGUUCAUAGUUAUAACCAUGAUCUGACCUUUCUGUUCAUAGUUAUAACCAUGAUAUGACCUCUCUGUUCAUAGUUAUAACCAUGACCUGACCUCUGUUCAUAGUUAUAACCAUGAUAUGACCUCUCGGUUCAUAGUUAUAACCAUGAUAUGACCUCUGUUCAUAGUUAUAACCAUGAUAUGACCUCUCGGUUCAUAGUUAUAACCAUGAUAUGACCUCUCUGUUCAUAGUUAUAACCAUGAUCUGACCUCUCUGUUCAUAGUUCUAACCAUGAUCUGACCUCUCUGUUCAUAGUUAUAACCAUGAUCUGACCUCUCUGUUCAUAGUUAUAACCAUGAUCUGACCUCUGUUCAUAGUUAUAACCAUGAUCUGACCUUUCUGUUCAUAGUUAUAACCAUGAUCUGACCUUUCUGUUCAUAGUUAUAACCAUGAUCUGACCUCUCUGUUCAUAGUUAUAACCAUGAUCUGACCUCUCUGUUCAUAGUUAUAACCAUGAUAUGACCUCUCUGUUCAUAGUUCUAACCAUGAUAUGACCUUUCUGUUCAUAGUUAUAACCAUGACCUGACCUCUGUUCAUAGUUAUAACCAUGAUCUGACCUCUCUGUUCAUAGUUAUAACCAUGAUAUGACCCCUCUGUUCAUAGUUAUAACCAUGAUAUGACCUCUGUUCAUAGUUAUAACCGUGAUAUGACCUCUCUGUUCAUAGUUAUAACCGUGAUAUGACCCCUCUGUUCAUAGUUAUAACCAUGAUAUGACCCCUCUGUUCAUAGUUAUAACCAUGAUCUGACCUCUCUGUUCAUAGUUAUAACCGUGAUAUGACCCCUCUGUUCAUAGUUAUAACCAUGAUAUGACCCCUCUGUUCAUAGUUAUAACCAUGAUAUGAUCUCUCGGUUCAUAGUUCUCACCAUGAUAUGACCUCUCUGUUCAGAGUUCUCACCAUGACAUGAUCUCUCGGGUUCAUAGUUCUAACCAUGAUGACUGUUUCUCUGUCUCAACCCCUCCGUUGAUGCCAAAGGCCUGGUAGUGACAGGUCCUGUCUUUAUAUCGAUGACUAUUAUGAUGUUUGAAUAUGAAUUACUCCUGUUACCCAAGCACACUGCCACCACAGUAUUCUGCACAGCCUGUACACGGUAUGUAUUCAGCCUGUACACGGUAUGUGUUCGCCAACAGUCUACUUCCUGUACCUAGGUGAUGUAUAAAUGGGAUAUAACAGUACCAAAUAAGGCCGUAGGUGAAACUAAAGAUGUAUGGAUUACAGUGUGAAUCACGAGCUGUUUCAAUUCAUGUGGAUCACUGCUUUACCUGUCAAUCAAACAAUCAAAGCUUUUAUUUAUAUUUUUUUAUUUUACCUUUAUUUAACUAGGCAAGUCAGUUAAGAACAAAUUCUUAUUUUCAAUGACGGCCUAGGAACAGUGGGUCAACUGCCUGUUCAGGGGCAGAACGACAGAUUUGUACCUUGUCAGCUCGGGGGUUUGAACUUGCAACCUUCCGGUUACUAGUCCAACGCUCUAACCACUAGGCUACCCUGCCGUGUUUAUUUUAAAAAAUAUAUAUAAAUGCAUUUGAAGCCAAGGCCACAGUGACGAGACAAAACUUCCUAGGUAGGUAGAGGUGGAGAUUUGACUACAAAAGUGUUGAUUCCUCGACUCCUUUGAUCGUCGAAUCCGAAACACCCUGGAGUCUCUCACCACCAUAUUAUGCAGGUGAAGACCUUGAGACAAGGAGAGAGGCCGAUCUCCCUCAGACUGGCCUAAAUGCCCUACCCAAAGACUCUCAGUCACUCAGACCUCUUGCACUGAGAUACAGGAUCUAUCAUCUCUGCUGCAACACUCAUUGCUGAUCAGCUUUUUUUAAUUGAUUAAAUUGAUUUGUUUAUAACAAAUGAACAUUUGAA
Messenger RNA from Oncorhynchus masou masou (cherry salmon), 5480 nucleotides. RefSeq names its product monocarboxylate transporter 7-like. The record is from RefSeq and is a predicted model, not a curated record. Lineage: Eukaryota; Metazoa; Chordata; Actinopteri; Salmoniformes; Salmonidae. Gene Ontology annotation, biological process: transmembrane transport; monocarboxylic acid transport. Gene Ontology annotation, cellular component: plasma membrane. Gene Ontology annotation, molecular function: monocarboxylic acid transmembrane transporter activity.